AGCAAUAGUAAGAUCUGCUUGUAUUAAAUCUGCUCAAUUCUCAUGCCAAUUAGGGAAUGGGAUUAGCACCCUAGCAUUUUGUUUUCCUACUUGAUUAGACGGUGCUCCUUGAUCCGAAUGACACGGGUGCUUAGCUCAAUUUGGUUGGUCUUUCGUGAUGUUAUCCAAUUGCGUGCAGAAAUUCCAUCUUUAUGCUCUGAAAAACUUACUUACUCACAUUCUAAAGACGGAGUAUACAUUAGUGUUCAAAGGUUAUAUUGCACUUGAGCAUUUGUGCUCUAAGUUGAUUUACCAGAUGACAUCAUCGGUCUUGGAUGAUUAUUAUUUUUACUCCGGGGUUCGGUAUGGGCUCGCGUUCCAAUCCGUCCUGAUUAUUAUUAUUUUUUCCUCAUGUUCAACUGAGUGUUGUUCAAACGCCAUAUCCACCAUCGAUGGCAGCUCUCUCUUUGUCCCCUUGAGCUGGACCAUGAAUUCCGCCCUUCUUUACUUCACAUUGUCAUCAAUUCCCCCAUGGGCUGUCGAGCGCCAUAGCCUGGGUGCUUCUCCAGAUCUUAGAAACCUAGCUUCUUUGGACAUGUCAGCAAAUUCCUCUUCUCUUGGCCUCUUUCUAGGUAUCUCUUAUGCAUAAUACAUAUAUUAGAUUGGCAAAUUACCUUGGCGUGACACUUAUGGUGGUGCUUGGCUGCUAGCAGUAUCAACUUUGCAUGCGAUUGUCAGGGUUAUGAUUCUACUUUCUGUGAUAUACUUGUCAGAUUCAACACCAUAAGUUCCUUCAUUGAUUGUUUGUUGUAGCUCCCACUUCAUAUAGCUUUGCUGAAGUAAUUUUAAAUAAGUGGGUUAAGAAAAACCCUACCAAUAAGGAAAAUAAUCAGGAUGGACAAGGUGAGGGGAAUGCACCCCUCCACUAUUACAUUGCAAUGAACACUCACCCAAUUAGAUGCAUGCUCAGCAGAAUUCCAUAU
This is a messenger RNA of Hordeum vulgare subsp. vulgare (domesticated barley), 962 nucleotides long. RefSeq lists its product as uncharacterized. The transcript has a single exon. The record is from RefSeq and is a predicted model, not a curated record. The coding region runs from base 158 to 628 and encodes 156 amino acids. NCBI's taxonomy places the organism in Eukaryota, Viridiplantae, Streptophyta, Magnoliopsida, Poales, Poaceae.